Medioppia subpectinata is the source of this 2891-nucleotide messenger RNA. The record is from the annotation of a GenBank genome assembly. NCBI's taxonomy places the organism in Eukaryota, Metazoa, Arthropoda, Arachnida, Sarcoptiformes, Oppiidae.
ACAUGUCCCCAUCACUGGUCGGUGUGACUGAUUUGGCAUCAGUUCUGUUACAAUGUUUUGUCCUAAUACUGAUGGGCUAUAUAUCGGGUCGUUUAGAGCUGAUGCCAGUGUCGGACACAGGUUUGGGCACAUUUGUCACGUACUAUGCAUUGCCGGCCCUUAUCUUCGAGUCGAUCGCUACCUCAGACUUAUCACACAUUGAUUGGCAAUUUGUGGUCAGUCUUCUCAUAUCCAAGACUAUACUAUUUGUGUCAGUGAUUAUAAUAACAGCAAUUCUGACGAAACCCACAAAUGUAGGCAAAUCAGGCCUUUUUGCCAUAUUUUGCACUCAAAGCAAUGACUUUGCUUUGGGUUAUCCACUAUUGCUCUCACUUUACGGCAAAUCUAAUCCACAAUAUCCGGGAUAUCUGUAUGUCUUAGCGCCGAUUCAAUUGGUUGUAUUGAAUCCUUUGGGUCUUAUGUUAAUAGAAGCGGACAAACAGUGCCGAAGACAACGAUUACAACUCAAUAACGUUUCCGUCAUUUUGUUUAAAGUAUUGAAACAAAUACUUAAGAAUCCGAUUAUAAUAAUGACUGUUUUGGGUAUCGUUUGGAACCUAUUAUGUGGUAAUCAAAUGCCACAACUCCUCACACCUCUCCUCCAAGUCUUGUCCAACUCUUUCUCCGCGACCGCACUCUUCCUCUUGGGCUCACAAUUGGUGGGAAAACUCAAAAUAUUCACCUCUUCUUCGCAUAUAGUGUUGAUAUCAUUGGUAUUAGUGAUGACAAAGAUUCUGAUUCUUCCGCUUCUGAAUCGAGUAGUCAUUCAGAAUGUAAUGGACUCUCAAAACAACCAGACAUUAGAUUUAACCAAUUUUGGCUUUCUUUACGGCACUUUCCCAUCAGCGCCGACGGCAUUCAUAUUCGCCCUCCAAUACGACUCCGGCAUUCCCUCAACAAUACUGUCCACCGGAAUGGUUAUGUCGACCGUAUUGUCGGCACCCCUUAUGUUUGUUUCGGCAAACAUGAUAAGAAUGUCGGCCAAUGAAACGCUUCCGUGCCCUGAAUUUGCCAAUGAUUUGGGACAAACCAUGUCUUAUUCCGGUCUAAUUGAAGACAUUGAAUCUGAUUCUCAAGAAGAAGAGCUAAUCCAUGAAUCCGAACAUUUGAUGUACACUCCAACCAUCCGAAGAGGAAGAAUACGAACCUUUUCCAAUCCAAUCACUGCUUCCCAUCAAACGCAUGACGAGAAUGCGGUGAUUGAAGUGGAAGAUCUUUUGGCGUCUGCGGCACCCGUUUCUAGAGAUCUUUGCCAACAAUCCAAUUGUUCCCAAACCAGAAGAAAGAGUUGUAUAACACAUGUUCGCAGAUAUCGUCAACGUAUGGAAGAGGCCAACGAAAUGACACCUCUUAUACCGACUGAUGACCAUUUGAUUGAAUGUGUUUCAGAUUUCCAUCAACUUUCACAGCAUAUGUUUCUUUUGCUAACACUUUUGCCCUCAAUGUUAAUCGGAUUAACAGUUUCUGUGGGCAAACUAGUGAUGGAGAGACCGACCGGAAUAUUCAUAGAAUUGGAAUUUCUGGAUAUAUUACUGAAUUACGGUCAGGGAGUCAUCACUUUUCUCAUCUUUGGUCUCGAUAUGACUCCUGUUGUCUAUAAAUUGCGAAAACUGUAUUUCGGCGGUUCGGACACAAACACACAUUGCGUGGAUUUGCCUCCAUUGGAGGCCAUUAGCCCCGUAACCAAAGAAGUGUGCGAACAAUUCAAUACAUUUCAUAAAUACAAUUGCAUUAAAGAUAUUGUCUUUGAACACAAAGUCAAUCAAAUCAGUUAUCGUGUGUUUCGUGGGAAAGAUUUCGUCGAUUGGUUGAUAAGGUCUGGAAUUUCCAGCAAAAGAAUAGACGCCGAGACUUAUGGCAAGCAUUUAUUGACUGGUCGUAUUUUAGAAACGGUUUGUGAGAAACAAAAGUUGGAUCCAACAGAAUAUGAGUUAUUGCGAAACAACAAACCGAUUGAUUUGAGUUUAACCAUACGUUUUGCAAACAUUCCCAAUAACGGACAGUUAGACCUAAGACAGGCCACUACUAAGCGAUGCGAUGAAAAAGUAACGAUUGCUAUUGAUUUGGAAACCGGUGAACGAAAAGUACAUGAUUUUGAAACAAAUCACAACUUAUGGGAUAUAAUACACCAGAUCUUCGCAGGCAAUCCUAUAUUGAAUUUUGAUCAAAACAUGGAAUUAUGUGUCAUUUAUAUCGGAAAAGAGAUUUGUGGAGAACAGCAGUUAAAGCAAACAAACUUAAAGAGUUUAGGUCUGCUUCGGGGCAGAGUUGUCAUGAGAUUAGUGGUCAGAGCCGUCAAUUCAACCAAAACACAAGCUUUUGUUGAAGCACUUGUAUUACCUAAACCACAGAGUUUACCCAAAAACGUAAACACAAACCAAACUGAAGAGAAAGUAACACAAAAAGCACAACAACCUCCACCAGAAUCACACCCACAACCGCCGCCACCACUACAACUACAAUCACAACCCCAGCCAUCAGAACCACAAACAUCUAAUUAUCAACAAAUGGAUGUUAAGCAAGAAGUGCCUCAAAAUAAUAAUACGACAAUUAAUGAAGUGAAACACAUUGAAGAGGAUAAAUGUGAAGAUAUGGAAGUCGAGUCUGAUUUGGACGAAAGUUCUGAAGCCAUCAAUUAUUUGGGAGACAAUAAUAGCGGCAUUUUAUUUAAAAUGUCUGAUUUGCCAAAAGUGUCUAAAAUUGAAUUUCCCGAUGAUUUCUACGUAACAACAAAAGAUGAUUUGGUAUCAGUUCUCAAAGGCCUUCGACAACAACAAAUCGGAGAAAACGAGAAUAUGUUAGAAACCAAACGAAUGAAAGAACAGAAGAAAUUGGCUGAAAGGCAAAGAUAU